Acaromyces ingoldii is the source of this 1921-nucleotide messenger RNA. RefSeq lists its product as hypothetical. Gene Ontology annotation, biological process: microtubule nucleation; centrosome localization; chromosome segregation. The record is from RefSeq and is a predicted model, not a curated record. The transcript has 5 exons. Gene Ontology annotation, molecular function: microtubule binding. Gene Ontology annotation, cellular component: kinetochore; kinesin complex; centrosome. Bases 95 to 1765 code for a protein of 556 amino acids. NCBI's taxonomy places the organism in Eukaryota, Fungi, Basidiomycota, Exobasidiomycetes, Exobasidiales, Cryptobasidiaceae.
AGGUGACAGGCCACCGACAGCAACUAGAAAUUAAGGGGACCCGUACAGAGGCGAGGGGCUUUCGCCAAAAGAGCUCAGCGUCAGCGGGGCAAAGAUGUCCGAUCAAGAUGGCGUUCCCAAAUUCAGCGAUGCCGAGAGCGAGAUCCACUUUUGGAAAGCGAGGGUCAAGGACCUGCAAGACACGCUCAAGGAGACUGAGUCGAGCCUCCAGGACUUCAUGGAUGGCAGCCGGGAGCUCGAGAAAGAGAUGGACAGGGAGAUCAGCGCGGCGCAUGCAAAGACCAACGAGCUGCAGAUCAGGGCCGAGAAGAUGAAGGGGGACGUCGACGAUUGGAAGUCCAAGUACCAGCGGGCUCUCUCGGAUCACAACAAGGCGCUCUCGGAGAUGAACCGCGAGGUGUCUACGCUGCGCGAGUCGCAUAACAUCUACAAGAGCAAGCUGCGCGACAUGGAGCUGGACAAUGACGAGCUCGAGAAUGCCGAGCGCAUGAUUGCCUCUUCGCUUCAAGACAUGGAGCAGCGGUACAACAAGGCGAUUGAGAGGACAGCGCUGCUUGAGGAAGAGCUGGUGGAGAAGUCGAAAUUGGAGGAGGAAAAUCAAAGGCUGAAAGAUGAGCUGAGAGAGCUCAACGAGGAAGUCGCGGUGCUCCGCGACACAAUGACCAAUCAGACAAUCUCACGUACCAACACGCCGGCAGAGAUCUCGUCAUCCAACGGGCGCAACUCUGUCGAUGACCUUCGGGUCGACGAUUUGGUGCUCAAAUCGCGCCCACGCUCACGGACACAGGGCGGCUUGGUCCGUCCGUCGUCACGGACAGCUACCUACUCGCCGCCGUCGAGAACUACGCAGCUGCCGCCCAUCGCCCAGUCAGCAAGCUCAAGCACGCGAGCCCCAAUGCUGGCGAGCCGCGCCUCCAUCUCAUCCCACGCUCGUCACCGAUCGAAGGAUGUGACUACAGACGAGGUGGCUGCAGCCACUUCGAUGGCGGAGAAGUCGUCUUCUGGCCUGCGAGCUCGUCAAUCGAUCGGCGGCCGGGUGCCGGCGCGGACGCCUCGGUACACUACAACGCCAGGAGCCCGGGUACAACCAGGAAGCAGCAUGAAGAUGAUGGCCGACAUGUUUAGCCGAAUGCGCGCCCUGGAGACGCGCAUCAAUUCAGCAAGGACCCUCUCAUCGCUGCCGCCAGCAGAAGAGAGCGCGAUUCCAAGACCAUCUUCGCGCCUGUCGAACAGCAUUGGACAGGGUGGGGGCCAAUACACGCCCAGACGGAGCGUCGACGGCGGCGGGCGCGCCGACACACCGAGCUCAAUCCCGGUUCCAUCCUCAGGCCUGUCCAAGUCCAUGUCGUCGAGGGUCAGGCCGUCCUCUCGGCUGUCGAUGGCCAACAACGCGGGCAGCAGCGACCAGACAACGAGCAGCAGCAUGGCCUACCGCGAGCUGGGCAGCCGGCAUCCGACGCGGUCGCGCACACCAACGGCCGAAAUGAGCGGGAAUGUCAAUUUGGACUUCCUCGAGCACGACCCGAAACUGUACAAGCGCAUGAGUGGCACUGCCCUGGGCACCGGAAGUGGGGCCGCCAACCGACCGCGACCUUCAACGAGCGGGGCGGGCCAGCAACAUAACAACACUGCGACAAUGUCGCUCAAGCAGGCCGCCUCGAAUGCAACAACGAUGGGCAUCCGGCGCGAUGUGCCGCCAAACUCGUGGCGAGGCCUGGCCAGCACCAACAGCCGUCCGAGGAGCGGCUCGACGGGAUCUCGUUGAAAGAGCUUGCUCGCUCCGGGCCCUGUCUCUCCCAACGGAUUCGUCUCUUCGUUUCCCCUCUCUCUCAUUCUCAUUUUCCCGUUUUUGUUGUUGUUGUUGUACCGUGUACAUUAAUUGGCUAUCCAAGACUUGAAAAGGGCGCGGUGCCAUCAAGCC